Molecule: messenger RNA, 1128 nt
Organism: Caretta caretta (loggerhead turtle)
Lineage: Eukaryota; Metazoa; Chordata; Testudines; Cheloniidae
Source: RefSeq, a predicted model, not a curated record
AUGAGUAACAUGUACAUGGGACCUAUUAGUUAUCAUCCUGUCAUCCCGGUGAGGAUUGAAAUCCAGGGAAACAUCACCGGGGUAAAAGGAGGAGUGGUUCCUAAACUCCCAUACCCUGUGCUCAUUGGAAGGGAUUUCCCAGGCUUUGGAAAUUUGCUCCUGCCAGAGGGGCGAGAGAGAGUAGAGGACCCUGAACUUAAGGAAUCAUCCCUAACAGAAAGUCACCCCCCCUUCUUCAUUGAAAUAUCCCAAGAUUUGUUCCCUGUCCUCAAGACAGGCAGAAAAACCAAGAGGGAAAGGAAGGUGGCAAAGGUUUUGGGCAACCAGAUCCUGCUUCAGGGUCAGAAUGUUGCCCUGGUAGGCCGACGGGCACGGGAAACUGAGGGAGAGUCCCCCAAAGGGGAGGAGAAAGCAGAAGCUGGUCCCAACCCCAAUACCACUGAACUUACCGAGGGGCAUUGCUUACAUUUGUUGUGCCCUGGUAUUGUCUUCGCUGAUUUCUUCAUUAUGAAUCUUAUUCUGUGGGUGAAGGGAUCAUCAGCUGCCAUCCCCUUUGGCACACCGGUUGCUAUCCUGGCAAUGUGGUUUGGAAUUUCUGUCCCAUUAACCUUCAUUGGUGCAUAUUUUGGAUUCAAAGAAAAGCCUAUUGAACACCCAGUUCGUACAAACCAGAUUCCUCGUCAGAUCCCGGAGCAGUCGUUUUUCACAAAGCCGUUGCCUGGUAUCAUCAUGGGUGGCAUCUUGCCAUUUGGUUGUAUUUAUAUUCAGCUUUUUUUCAUUCUAAACAGUAUUUGGUCCCAUCAAAUGUACUACAUGUUUGGUUUCCUGUUCUUAGUAUUUAUAAUUCUUCUUAUUACAUGUUCUGAGACUACAGUCUUGCUGUGCUAUUUCCAUCUAUGUGCAGAGGAUUAUCAUUGGUGGUGGAGAUCGUUCUUAACAAGCAGCUUUACAGCCGUUUAUCUUUUUAUCUAUGCUGUUCAUUACUUCUUCUCUAAACUCCAAAUAACGGGAACUGCUAGUACCAUUUUUUACUUUGGGUAUACUAUGAUCAUGGUUUUGAUAUUUUUCCUUUUUACAGGGACGAUUGGAUUUUUUGCCUGCUUCUGGUUUGUUAGUAAAAUGGGUUAG